This is a messenger RNA of Salvia splendens (bonfire salvia), 3116 nucleotides long. RefSeq names its product kinesin-like protein KIN-UB. Gene Ontology annotation, biological process: mitotic spindle assembly; spindle elongation; microtubule-based movement. Gene Ontology annotation, molecular function: ATP binding; microtubule binding; plus-end-directed microtubule motor activity. Gene Ontology annotation, cellular component: spindle microtubule; mitotic spindle. The record is from RefSeq and is a predicted model, not a curated record. Lineage: Eukaryota; Viridiplantae; Streptophyta; Magnoliopsida; Lamiales; Lamiaceae. The coding region runs from base 495 to 2837 and encodes 780 amino acids. The transcript is spliced from 19 exons.
UUUGUUUGUGCGCCUAUGUGUGAUAUAUGCAUUUUCUCUUUUACUGCUUGUGCAUAUAUUUAGUUCUAGCAAUUAUAGUUUGAAUUCGGCGAGGAUCCAGCUGAAGAACGUCAGUGAAAAUUUAUGUGGUCUGGGAUGCCGCGUGGAAGAUAACGAGGCAAUAGCAUUUACAUUUACAUAAACCUACGUUUACCGGGAUAUUCCCUGUCCCGGUGUAGCCAGAAAAUAUUAAUUGAGGAGUUUCAGGAAGAGUCCGAGUUGCUGUACGAUUGCGACCUCAAAAUACUGAAGAGUUGGUAGCAGAUGCAGAUUUUGCUGAUUGUGUGGAUUUGCAGCCCGAGCUUAAAAGGUUGAAACUUCGUAAAAACAAUUGGGAGUCAGAUACUUAUGAGUUUGAUGAAGUCCUGACUGAAUUUGCGUCACAAAAGCGUGUCUAUGAAGUUGUUGCCAAACCUGUUGUUGAGAGUGUUUUAGAGGGUUACAAUGGGACAGUGAUGGCUUAUGGUCAAACCGGAACUGGGAAGACGUAUACUCUUGGCCGAUUGGGUGAUGAAGAUACCUCUGCUCGGGGUAUAAUGGUUCGUGCGAUGGAGGAUAUACUUGCAAACAUCUCACCUGAGACUGAUUCUAUUUCAGUUUCAUUCCUGCAGCUUUAUAUGGAAUCCAUCCAAGAUCUACUGAACCCAGCUAAUGAUAAUAUAUCAAUUGUUGAGGACCAGAAAACUGGUGAUGUUUCUUUGCCAGGGGCUACUGUCUGCGAGAUCAGAGACCAGCAAAGUUUCAUUCAACUCUUACGCUUAGGGGAAGCGCAUAGGAUUGCUGCCAACACCAAACUGAACACUGAAUCUUCUCGGAGUCACGCCCUUCUGAUGGUACAUGUCAAGAAGUCUGUAGUGGACAGGGACGAAUUUUGUCUUGAAGCACAAAAUUGCUCAAUUGGUAAUUUGAGGCCUCCUAUACUACGUAAAGGCAAACUGAUCGUGGUAGAUCUUGCUGGUUCCGAACACAUUCACAAAUCAGGAAGCGAGGGUCAUAUGCUAGAAGAAGCCAAGUCUAUAAAUCUUUCACUUAGUGCCUUAGGGAAAUGUAUAAAUGCUUUGGCAGAAAACAGUCCUCAUGUCCCAGUUCGAGAUUCAAAGCUUACAAGGCUACUUAAAGAUUCAUUUGGAGGGACAUCCAGAACUUCAUUAGUUGUCACAAUUGGUCCAUCUCCACGUCAUCGAGCAGAGACUGCAAGUACCAUAAUGUUUGGGCAAAGGGCUAUGAAAGUGGAGAACAUGCUGAAGAUUAAGGAAGAAUUUGACUACAAAAGCUUGGCCAAAAGACUUGAGAUGGAAAUUGAUAAACUUAUGACUGAGAAUGAAAGGCAGCUAAAGGUUUAUGAAAAUGAGAUUGAAAGAAUCAGAUUGGAAGCACAGAAACGUGUAGCUGAGGCUGAAGGGAAUUAUGUGGAAGCCUUAGAGGAGGAGAAAACCAAAUGUCAGAUGGAUUAUAUGGAGUCAAUUAAGAGGCUUGAGGAGAAGUGGACCAUCAACCAGCAAAAGCAUGCAAUUAAUGCAGAGAUUAACAAUGGUGCUGGUAAUGAAAAGGUUGCGGAGCUAAAAAGAUUGCUUCAGGAUGAAGUUUGUCUACGAAAAGCAGCUGAAGAUGAAAUUCAGAAGAUAAAAAAUCAGCUAUAUAGAUUUUCAAAGAUGGAGUUGGCAGGAAGAAACUCUGAUGGCUUUAGCAUUCAUCAAGUGCUGGAAGAGGAGAGUUGUCAGAAAAAGAAACUAGAAGAAGAAGUGAGAGUUUUAAGGAGUCUACUGGCACAAAUAUCUAUUGAAGCUCAUCAAUUCAGGAGCUAUCCAGAUGGAUCCAACUCUGCCAACCCCCUACUUGGUCUAGAUUCCUUAGAACCACUUAAUCAAAUGCGGUCAAGAGAUUGUAAUAAUGGAGAACGAGCAUCUAUUACAAACCUUCAUGAACAAGAUGUUGGUUAUGGCUUUCUAUCAUAUCAUUAUCAUUUCAGGUUAUCUUCUUGUUUUUGUAUUCAUCUGCCACUUGAUAUAACAGUUGGAUUGCAAAAGAUAUUAUCAUUACUUCAGUCUGAGGAUGCUAAUGUACGAACACAUGCGGUAAAAGUGGUAGCCAACUUAGCUGCAGAAGAAGGAAAUCAGGAAAAGAUAGUUGAAGCUGGUGGUCUCACUUCAUUGCUAAUGCUCCUUAGAACAUACGAUGAUGAAACAAUUCAUAGAAUUGCAGCUGGCGCUAUUGCUAAUCUUGCUAUGAAUGAGGCUAACCAAGAGCUCAUAAUGGCCCAAGGUGGAAUCUGUCAGUUAGCUAUGACAGCUACUGAUGCAGAAGAUCCUCAGACUCUAAGAAUGGUUGCUGGAGCAAUAGCUAAUCUCUGUGGCAAUGAUAAACUGCAAAUGAGAUUGAGGUCAGAAGGUGGCAUGAAAGCUCUAUUAGGGAUGGUGAGAUGUAGACAUCCUGAUGUUCUAUCUCAAGUUGCCCGUGGUAUUGCAAAUUUUGCGAAGUGUGAAUCUAGGGCUUCUAGUCAAGUUACAGGAUCAAGGCACGGCCGUUCCCUCCUGAUAGAUGAUGGCGCAUUACCGUGGAUAGUACAAAAUGCCAACAGCGAAGCUUCACUGAUCAGGCGCCAUGUCGAGCUUGCACUCUGCCACCUCGCACAGCAUGAGGUGAAUGCAAAAGACAUGAUCAGCAGAGGAGCCCUUUGGGAGCUAGUUCGUAUUUCGCGGGACUGUUCUAGGGCGGAUAUAAGGGCCCUUGCUCGUCGAACUCUGACCUCAAGUUCCACAUUUCAGUCUGAACUGCGACGCCUAAGGAUCGAGGUUUAGUUAACUGUCUUUCCAUAUAUGCAUAAUAAUGGAGUAUAUAUUUUGCACAUCUGCUAACCACUACUAGACUGAUAGAUCUUCUGCUACAAAAUAUCGAGGCUUUGAUUUCGUAGUAGUAUUAUAGUGGUUAUUUUUAUUCAUUUUCAUCAAGUUAUAUUUGUCCCAUAUUUAUCGAGGUUUUGAUUUCGUAGUAGUAUUAUAGUGUAGUUGCUUCAGCUAAAAUUUUGUACCAUUGAAUUAUUGUAUAGCUGAUGUAUAUAUGAAAAAUACUUUAUGGAA